AAUAUCAAUAUCUAGAUUUGAAAUAUAAUAUAGGGCCUCUGAACCCUAAUAUAGGGUUUCUGUUCUUAUCUGUUUCGAUCCCCUUCAGUCAAUACAAGAUUAGAACCUUUUUUCCCUCCCAUCACGAUCGCGGAAAUACUUGAAAAUUCCAAGUUCUGUCUUAAAUUCUCAUUAAUAGGUUUGGAAUUGUUGUGUCCUAAAGACACUGCCAUCGCAAAUCUCCGGUAAACCUAGUUGACCACCUCCACAUUCUGUCCACGUACGGCGUGUCGGUUCCGGCCAUCACACCGCAAGUUUACUCCGCCUAAGCAUCGAUAAAGUGUCACAAUCCUGAAAAUGCUUUCUGGUGUGAAAUUCAUUCCCCGUGACCAGGUACAAAAUGAGUCCUUCGAUUCUGACUCGAAGGAAAAGAAAAAGAAAAUAUCAAAUAGAAGGAAAAAGGGUAAGAGGAAGGGGAAGAGCUCUAGGAAUAUCUCUUCUGAUGAUGAUGAGCUUGAUAAGAUAAAAAAAAGCUCUAGAAAGAAGUGGUAUUCAUCGGAUGAAAGUUCUUCAAGUUCUUCGUUUGACGCAACCGAAAGUGAAAGUGAGGGGGGUGAUAAGAAACAAAGGAGGAAAGGAAAAAAGAAAAGGGAGAGGGAGGUUGCAAGAAAAGAAAUGGGAUUGGAUUGGAUGCUUAGGUCUGAAAGUAAUAGAUCUGCAGUUUCAGAAACAAAGGAGAUAUUGUAUGAAGAAGUUCCAGUUGAGCAGCCAAAGAAAGCGAAUCCUAGGGAAUUGAAUCCAUAUCUAAAGAAUGACGGAAGUGGUUACCCAGAAGAAAGUGAUGGAGUUAAAGUUGUUGCAAACCAACUUCUUUCGUCUUCCCUUGUUGGGGAUGGAGGAGCAAGUUGGAGACUUAAAGCUUUAAAGCGUGCACAAGAGCAAGCAGCUCGAGAAGGAAGAAGCUUUGGAGAGGUUGUGGGAGAAAGGUGGGGAUCUCUUGGUGAGUUGACUGCAUCUGUUGCAUCGAAAGCAGCUGCCCCAGCUCGGGCUCAUCUACGUGCUAUAAAAAGUAGACAAAGAGGGGUAACUGAAGAAAAUUCACAAGAUUCUGAUAAGACUAUCCAAAGGGAUUCUAAAAGGGACUACACAAAAAAUGCCUCUGUUCGGCACCAUGAAAUGAAAGCACCUAAAGUUCAAGAUUCUUUAUCUUGGGGAAAAAAGCACAAAAGCCAGUUUUUUAGUGCUGAGGGUGCUGAGAUAAUCUCUGCUGCAGCAUCUAGCUUAAAUAAAUUCGCUAAUGACGGAAGCUUUAUGCGUGAGUUAGUUAGUAAGGAGAGUGGCAAUUCUGAUGGCUCUAUUUUGGAAAAUUUUGAAGCCGAAAAGGUUUCUUCAGAUGUAAACACACCUGGUGAAAGAAAUGCAGUAGUGAAGAAUAAGAUGAGUGCAAACCAGUUGGCAGCAAAGGCUAUGCAACUUCGUUUGAAAGGAAAGAAUGAAGAAGCCGAAAAACUAAUGGAAGAAGCAAAGGUAUUAAACACAAAGGAGGGCAGUGAAAAAGAUCAUACAACUAGAUCAAGAACCGAUGGAAGUUCUAGAAGGUAUGCUAUGCAGAGGAUAUCUGCUGAACAAAAGAAAGGAGAGGAUGAUGCUGAUAUGCAUCUUGCUUGUAAUAUAAUGCAGAACAAGCAAUUUAAGGUUUCUACUCAGGCAGAUGAUGAAUACGACUUUGAAGAUGGUCAAAACAGAAAGAGGAGAAAGAAGCCAGGAGGUGAUGACUCCAGGAAUAUUCAAAAAAAGAUGAAUGAAAAUCGAUUCUUGACCCAGAAAGAACGUUGCCUCUUUUGUUUGGAGAAUCCAAAUCGACCUAUGCAUCUUGUUGUGUCCAUCGCAAAUUUCACAUAUCUUAUGUUACCACCGUGGCAACCUGUGGUGCCUGGUCAUUGUUGUAUUCUACCUAUUCCGCAUGAACCGGCUACAAGAACCGUGGAUGAUAAUGUGUGGGUAGAAAUUCGAAACUUCAAGAAAUGCCUUAUUAUGAUGUUUGCAAAGCAAGAUAAGGAAGUAGUAUUUCUUGAAACUGUGAUGGAAUUGGCACAACAACGGCGCCAUUGUAUGGUUGAGUGCAUUCCUUUACCCCAAGAUAUUGCUAAAGAGGCUCCUUUAUACUUUAAGAAGGCAAUUGAUGAAGCAGAAGAUGAGUGGAGCCAACACAACGCUAAAAAACUCAUUGAUACGAGUCAAAAGGGUUUGCGCAAUUCAAUUCCGGAGCACUUCCCAUAUUUUCAUGUAGAAUUUGGUCUAAACAAAGGUUUUGUUCAUGUUAUCGAUGAUGAAAAGGAGUUUAAGAGUAGUCUUGGCUUGAAUGUCAUUAGAGGCAUGCUUCAUUUGGCCGAGGAAGACAUGCAUAGACGUCGGAGAUACGAGACAGUGGAGGUGCAAAAGCAAGCUGUUGCUAGCUUUUCUAAAGAGUGGGAACAUUUUGACUGGACAAAGCAGCUACAUGAAACAUCUUAACAACAUAUUUUGUUAGAAAAAUUGGUUGCUUUUUGUUUAAGGAGACCGCUAACGAAUGUCGUUGGGACAUUGCAAUCAAAGAGGUAAAUUUUUAUUGUAAAAUGUUGUAAAUAUAGGCUAAAUUUUUAGUAGCUGGUUGCUGAAAAUUAGCCUUUGAACCUUAAUUUCAUGGAGAAUUAGUAAAGUCUACUUUAUAUUCCCUCACCCUCUUGAGAA
This is a messenger RNA of Cicer arietinum (chickpea), 2709 nucleotides long. RefSeq lists its product as uncharacterized. The record is from RefSeq and is a predicted model, not a curated record. Gene Ontology annotation, cellular component: post-mRNA release spliceosomal complex. Gene Ontology annotation, biological process: mRNA splicing, via spliceosome. NCBI's taxonomy places the organism in Eukaryota, Viridiplantae, Streptophyta, Magnoliopsida, Fabales, Fabaceae.